GUGAGAGAGUGCGGUGAGUUGAGUGACGGCGAAGGGCAGCGCGUUGAAUUUGGAUGGCACAGUGGCAGUGGCAGCCGACCACUGACGUGCACUAUCAAAUGCAUUGGAAACAGACAGGCAUUGGCUUGUAGCCCGGACACUGUCAACAACAACGACUGGUGGUGUUGAUCAAGGCCCUUUUGGACCAACUCGGCGCCCGGCUUCGGCUUCGCGCCUUUGCUUGCUUAUUGCUCUCCCCGUCGCCAUGGCUUCAUUGGACAUCGUCACCAAAAAGCCUGUCUCGGGCGAGACCACCGUGACUGUUCACCCCCUGGUGCUGCUCUCCGUCGUGGACCACUACAACCGUACCAGCAAGGGCACAAAGCAUCGCUCCGUCGGUGUCCUCCUCGGCUCCUGGAAGAGCCCCACGAACCUGGACAUUGCCAACAGCUUUGCUCUGCCUUUUGAGGAAGACCUCAAGUCGCCUGAUGUCUGGUACAUGGACCAUGACUAUCUUCGCAACAUGUUUGGCAUGUUCCGCCGCGUCAAUGCCAAGGAGCGCGUGGUGGGCUGGUAUCACACGGGACCCAAGCUGCGGGCCAAUGACAUUCAGAUUAGCGAAAUGCUGCAAAAAUUUGUAGAACACCCGAUUCUUUGCGUUAUCGACGUGCGUCCUGAGGUGUCGGGCCUCCCCAUCAAGGCCUACGUUGCUGUUGAGGAAAUUCACGACGAUGGCACACCCACCACAAAGGGCUUUGAACACGUUGGCUCGGAAGUGGGAGCAGAAGAGGUGGAGGAAGUUGGCGUUGAGCACCUCCUGCGCGACAUUACAGACCUUGGCUUUUCAGGCUCGCUUUCACACCGCCUGCAGCAACAGCUCGACUCGCUCAAGGGGCUCUCGGGUCACCUUCAACAGGUGCACGAGUAUCUCCAGAUGGUGGCGGAGCAAAAACUCCCCAUCAACCACAACAUCAUGUACUUGAUUCAGGAAAUCUUCAACAAUCUACCCAACGUUUCCGGCAAGGACCUGGCGACUUCAGUCUCCAACACGACGAGUGACCAAAUGCUGGUGGUGUAUCUGGCCUCGAUGAUUCGGGCAACAAUUGCCUUGCACAACCUCAUCAACAACAAGCUGGAAAACUUGGAGCACGAGAAGGAAGGUCCGACUGGCACCAAGAAGAAGCCAGCAGCUGAGGAGAGCUCAGAGGACAACAAGGAGAGUGGCAAAGACAAGGCAAAGGAAAAGGCUGGCAAGAAGCCGGCGCAAUAGUCAACUCCAUGCGCCUCUUCAUAACUGUGCAUUUUCCAUCUUUUUGCGUGUUCCUUGUGGUCUGAAUUUAGUCCAUUCAAGCCCC
Monosiga brevicollis MX1 is the source of this 1334-nucleotide messenger RNA. RefSeq lists its product as uncharacterized. Gene Ontology annotation, molecular function: protein binding; metallopeptidase activity. Bases 245 to 1249 code for a protein of 334 amino acids. The transcript has 9 exons. Gene Ontology annotation, biological process: proteasome-mediated ubiquitin-dependent protein catabolic process. Lineage: Eukaryota; Choanoflagellata; Craspedida; Salpingoecidae. Gene Ontology annotation, cellular component: proteasome complex; proteasome regulatory particle. The record is from RefSeq and is a predicted model, not a curated record.